Messenger RNA from Aaosphaeria arxii CBS 175.79, 2731 nucleotides. RefSeq lists its product as uncharacterized. The transcript is spliced from 2 exons. Bases 154 to 2553 code for a protein of 799 amino acids. The record is from RefSeq and is a predicted model, not a curated record. NCBI's taxonomy places the organism in Eukaryota, Fungi, Ascomycota, Dothideomycetes, Pleosporales. Gene Ontology annotation, biological process: proteolysis. Gene Ontology annotation, molecular function: serine-type peptidase activity.
CUCUGUCUUUGCCUUUCUCCGCGAUCUCUUUUUUCUGUUCUUCACCAUCUCGUAUUAGGUAAUUUCGACGUUGUUUACCUAUAGUGUUGGAGGAAAGAUCUACCAUUUACUAAGCGCCAAUCUCUUGGUGCAAUUGAGAAGCGGUUUUUAAUCAUGGCAUUCGUACUUUCGGCCCUGUUGCUGGCCUCUGUUGCCUCUGCUCAGUUCGAGACCACGGCCUCAUUGAGAUCUGUUUCCGCCCCAAUCGAGACCGCACCCUCCAGGACCUCGGAAGCACCAUUCUCGACAGAGACGUUGUCCAUCCCCACACCAACAAGCAACCCUGGAGAGCCUUGCGCGCAGCUCGCAGAACUCGUUUUGGACGGUGACAGGAGAUUUCCUGCCGAGCUUGUUCACAAUUGUUUGAACUCGGUCCCAGUCGACAAGGAUGGCGACUCGAAGCUCCUCGAUGAACUCAAGAUCCUUUGGGAAUGGCAGUCUGAUGGAGGCUGGUUGAAGAAGACGCCUGACACAUGGUCUAAUGGAGCUCUCGACAUCGAGAAGGAGCUAGACAACAUCAAGUCCAACCUCGACAAGUUCGAGAGCGAGUAUGCAGUUCAAAUGGCUAUCCAAAAUAUCACAAUCAGGAGCGGUAACUUCCAUUUCAACUACCGCCCCGAUAUUACGCGUAUGUUCCGUUUCUGGCGAGGCGUUGGUGUCAUGGCCAUCUCUGAGGACGGUAUCAAGCUCCCAAAACUUUACACCGAAUCUGAUGCUCUCGCCAUGGCCUCCUCCGAUGCCACUAAGUUCUCCGAGAUCGAGCAGAUCAACGGACAAGAUGCUUGGCAGUACCUAGAGUCGGUCGCCAACCUGGAGCAAUAUCUUGAUCUUGAUGCCCGUAUGGCAAACGUUUUCACCCCAAGCGGUGGCGAGUCUUACGGUGCUUUCGAGGUCCAGGCCAACUAUCACGGGGCCGAGACCGAGAUCAAGUUUAAGAACGGCAGCAGUGCAACCUUCCAGAACUACGCUCGUUUUGGUACAGCUUCUGCCUACGCACGGGGCGAUUUCAACGAGACUUCUUACUGGUAUGACGUCCUUGAUGGAGCUUCGCUGUUCGAUGUCUUCUGCCAAGGUAACUUCACUGGAGAUGUCGUCGGCAACCAGUUCUCGAACGAUAAGAACACCACCAGCUUCGAAGCUCCCGUUGCUCAAAAGUUGGACGAUCGUCCUGUUCACACCGGAAAGAUCCGCACUCCCCAGCACCUCCGCAAGCGCCAAACCAUCCCUGAGACCUACCCCGAGCCUAUCGUUGAGGAUACAAGCGAGGUCGUCGCAGGUUACUUCCUCGAAGGCCAAGGGUAUCAGGAUGUUGCCGUCUUGAAGGUCAUUUCUUUCAGCCCCGAAGAAGACACCAACGGAGAGGAGUUCCAGGCUACUGUGGCUGAAUUCUUGGCCCAGGCCAAGCAAGAGAAGAAGACGAAGCUUGUUAUCGACUUGCGCGAGAACGGCGGAGGCAUGAUCCAGCUUUACCUCGAUCUCUUCAAGCAGCUCUUCCCCAAGGAUACUCCCUACUCUGGUCAAUACUGGCGUGCGCAAGAGCAGUUCCUUGGAAUUGGUGAUGCCGUUUCUAAGAUCAUCGACGAGAACAAGGGCAGUGAGUACACCAAGGACCUUUUCGCACAAUCGUUCUACUUCUGGGCCUACUGGGUGUACAAGACUGGUAAGGGCGAGUACUUCAAGAGCUGGGACGACUUCAACGGCCCCGUUGAGCUGAACGGCGACUCUUUCACUACCCUGAUGCAAUGGAGCUUGGACAACGUUGAGACCAACGUUCUCUUGUCUCCUGGCUUCAACUUCUUCAACGACAGCUCUCAGAACCCCCCAUUCGAGGCCAAGAACAUCGUCAUGCUUACUGAUGGACUCUGCGGUUCUGCAUGCGCUGCCUUCGCAGAGAACAUGAAGAACCUUGCUGGCGUCAAGACUGUCGUUGUCGGUGGUCGCCCCGAGAACAAGCCUAUGCAGGGUGUUGCUGGCAGCAAGGGUGGCCAGGUCUCUAUCGCCGGGCAAUUCCCUGACCGCGCCAAAAGGUUGAUCGCGUACUCCGCAACUGCCAACUAUGAGAACAACUUGAACAACACCAAGGUCAAGGAUCUUGCCGAGCUCGAGCAAGUUCUGAUCCGCGCCGGUGAUGAGCGCAAUCGUGUGCAGGUUAAGGAGCAUCUCCGCAAGGGAGACGACACAGGCACCCCGCUCGAGUUUGUGUACGAAGCAGCUGACUGCAAGAUCUUCUACACCGCGAAGACCUGGGUCGACCCAAGUGGCCUCUGGGCCCAGACCUGGGAUGCCUUCAACGACGACAAGAAGUGUGUCGAGGGCUCUACCAAGCACGAGUCCAGCAUCAGCGGAGGCUUCAAGCCUUUCGGAACUGGCGAGGUCAAGGACGAAGAUCUCCCCAAGUCUACGCCUACGAGCCAGAAGCCAGGGCAGUCUGGUAAGCCCAACUCCGCUGGUAGCAUUCGCGUUAGCGUUGCAGCGUUCGCAUUGGUGAUCGCAGUUGCGAUAUCGAUGAUGUAAUGGGAGGUUUGAUUGGUGGUUUUCGACGACGUAAUUUUCAGAUGAGAUACCCCGAUGAUGUUUGAGCAUUGUUGUCGGCUCCCAUGGUUAAGAAGUUCCUUCAUGUUGUACAAAUGCAUAGCGAUAUAUAGGCACAAGCCUACAAAAAUAUAAACCACAAAUUGAUUUUAGAACCUUA